GGACAGUUGCUGUUAGAGUGCCGUUAGGAUAGGGCGGAUUUCAUGAAAAUACAUCGACGAAAGCCCAGUUUCCGUUCAAUGCAGUGUAGAUAAGACAAAGUGGUUAAAAUGAGUUUGGAAAAAAACGAUGAUUAUGAUGUGAAUGGGACGAAUGGGGUGAGAAACGGAUUGGAUUACUCGGCGAAAUCGAAGGAAAAUCCACUUGAUGCGACUUUCGUUCCGAAUACAGACGAGGACAAGGAAAAGGAAGAUAAGAAAGAUGAUGCGCCGCCAGUGUCCUUCCUAAAGCUUUAUGCGUAUGCAUCGACACGAGACAAAAUUUGUAUAGCGUUCGGUUUGGUGGGUGCCUGUGUAACCGGAUGUACGACACCAGUGAAUACGUUGAUUUUCGGUAAUCUUAUCGAGUCCAUGGUAUCGCAAGCGUCUAAUUUGGCACAGCGAUACUAUUCGAAUCGGCAACUUGACGAUGCAUUCACAGAAAUCUUUUUGGACCAAGUAACUUGGUUUGCAAUCUACAGUUGCAUUCUUGGGGUGGUUAUGUUGGCCGGAACUUACGUUUCGAUUAUGUUAUUCAAUUUUGCCGCUCACAGUCAGAUUUUCCGAAUCAGAGGAAAUUUCUUGCGUUCGGUUCUCAAUCAGGACAUUGCAUGGUAUGACGUAAAUCAAAGUGGAGAAUUUGCUAGCCGAAUGAAUGAAGAUCUUACAAAAUUGGAAGAUGGUCUGGGCGAAAAGGUGGUCAUGUUCGCUCACUUCAUGGUCGCCUUUAUUGGCUCGAUAAUAUUGGCUCUUGUGAGAGGCUGGCAAUUGGCUCUAGUUUGCAUGGCAUCACUUCCAGUCACAUUUAUCGUUGUCGGUAUUGUUGCUAUGAUCACCGGUAAAUUGGCGAAGAAAGAAAUGUCUGCGUACGCAAAGGCCGGUGCAGUAGCUGAAGAGGUAUUCGGUGCAAUUAGAACGGUUGUUGGAUUCGGUGGACAGGAAAAAGAGGGUGAACGUUAUGCCAAUAAUUUGAUUGAUGCUCGGAAAAUCAACAUCAAAAAGGGUUUCUUUGCUGGUCUUGGCUUCGGACUGUUGUGGUUUUUCAUUUAUGCCACCUACGCGUUAGCCUUCUGGUAUGGUGUAGGUCUAGUUAUCGAUCAUAGAUAUUUGCCACCCGAGGAAGCGGUAUAUGACGCUGGUACAAUGUUCACUGUUUUCUUUUCGGUCAUGAUGGGUGCCAUGAGUUUGGGAGCAUCAUCACCAUUCAUCGAGAGCUUCGGCAUUGCUAAAGGAGCAGCCGCCAAAGUUUUUCAAAUUAUUGAAACGAAGCCAAUCAUUGAUCCACUAGCUAACACCGGUGAGGUACCGCAAAAAUGUGACGGAAAUCUCACUUUGCGCAAUGUGUUCUUCAACUAUCCCGGUCGACCGGAUGUGAAGAUUUUGCAAGGUGUCAAUUUGUCGAUCAAUAAAGGCGAGACUGUCGCUCUGGUCGGAUCAUCCGGUUGUGGCAAAUCCACUUGCAUUCAACUGAUUCAACGGUUUUACGAUCCCGCUCAGGGAGAGGUUCUACUAGACAAUCGAAACAUGAGAGAUCUGAACGUGAGUUGGCUUCGUCAAAAAAUUGGUGUCGUUGGACAAGAGCCCGUACUGUUCGGCACGACUAUUUUAGAGAAUAUUCGCUAUGGACAUGAAAAUGCUACUGCGCAAGAAAUUGAAGAUGCUGCGAAGGCAGCCAAUGCUCAUAACUUCAUUCAAAGACUCCCCGAAGGCUAUCAUACAUUGGUCGGUGAGCGUGGAGCUCAGCUCUCUGGUGGUCAGAAGCAAAGAGUAGCGAUUGCAAGAGCUUUGGUUAGAAAUCCAGAUAUUUUAUUAUUGGACGAAGCUACAUCCGCAUUGGACACGGCUAGCGAAGCUAAAGUACAAGCAGCCUUGGAAACGGCCAGCAAAGGUCGAACCACUGUCAUUGUUGCGCAUCGUCUGUCGACUAUCCGAAAUGCGGACAAAAUUGUGGUGCUGAAAGAUGGUUUUGUGGUGGAAGAAGGCGCACAUGCUGAUCUGAUGAAAUUGGGAGGACACUAUCAUGCCCUGGUGACAGCCCAAAUGGGCAAUGUCGAACGAGAUGGGGAAAUGACCGAAAGUAAAUUUGUCGUUCAGGAUUAUGAUGAGGACGCAAAGGAAGCCGAUGUCAUCGCUCAAGAGGAUGAAACCUUGAAAUCGGCUGGUCCCUCGAUAUCGAUGUGGGAAGUGGUACAAUGGAAUAAGCAAGAAUGGCCAUAUAUUACCAUUGGUUCGGUGUGUUCGGUGCUGAUGGGUGCUGCUAUGCCACUGUUUGCAAUUCUUUUCGGUGAAAUUGUACAGGUUUUAUCGUUACCCGACUCAGAUCAAGUUCGCGAUGAGGCCAACAUGUACAGUUUGUAUUUCGUGCUGGUGGGAAUAUUGGUCGGUGGAGCGACAUUCUUCCAAAUCUGGACGUACGGCAUAGCUGGUGAGUACUUGACUGAAAGAGUCCGCGACAAGGCGUUCAAACACAUGCUGAAACAAGAAAUGGCCUGGUUCGACGACAAAACCAACGGAACGGGAACAUUGUGUGCCAGGCUGUCUACAGAUGCGUCUGCUGUGCAAGGGGCAACCGGUCAACGUAUAGGUACUGUUCUCUCGUCAGUUUCGACCUUAAUUCUUGGUAUCGGAAUUGCCAUGUACUACGAGUGGCGACUCGGCUUUGUGGCAUUGGCCUUUGCUCCCAUCAUUUUAGUUGCUUCCUACAUGGACAUUAAGCUAAUGGGUCAGCAAAAUUUGGGCAACGGAAAGGCGCUAGAAAAAUCCACUAAAAUUGCCGUCGAAGUCGUUAGUAAUAUUCGGACGGUGGUGUCGUUGGGUCGCGAAAAGAUGUUCUUCAACAUGUAUAUGGAUCUGUUGGAACCGUCGGUCAAAAGUGCCAAACGGAACACACACAUGCGUGGCCUAGUCUACGGCAUCGCUCGUUCGAUAUGGUUUUUCGCGUAUGCUGCUUGUAUGGUGUAUGGUGCUCAGUUGGUCGUCUGGGGGGAAAUCAAUAUCGCAACAGUUUUCGUUGUCACCCAGGCACUCAUCAUGGGCAGUGUGUCCAUAGCCAAUUCAUUAGCGUAUGCGCCGAAUUUCCAGAAAGGAAUGGUCGCCGCUGGUAAAGUGAAACAAUUGUUGGAACGGCAACCGAAGAUCCAAGAUCCUCAACCGAUCAUGGGUAGUAACAAGCAAUGGGACGUUUCGGGUGACGUUGCAUUCGACAAGACGCAAUUUUUCUAUCCAUCGCGUCCAUCGAGUCAAAUUUUGCAAGGGUUGAAUUUGGACGUUAGAGCCGGACAGACGGUGGCCUUGGUUGGGGCAUCUGGUUGCGGUAAAUCCACUUGCAUUCAGUUACUUCUGCGCUACUACGACGCUACUGACGGUUUCGUGUCGAUUGACCAAAAGGAUGUUACGUCGGUUCCGUUGAGUAGUCUGCGUUCGCAACUGGGCACCGUCUCACAAGAGCCGUCCCUGUUCGAUCGGACCAUCGCCGAAAAUGUUGCGUACGGUGAUAAUUCGCGUGAAAUUUCAAAAGAGGAAGUCAUCGACGCGGCAAAACAGGCCAACAUCCACAAUUUCGUUGUGUCGCUGCCUUUGGGCUACGACACUAGGCUGGGCAACAAAGGAACUCAACUCUCCGGCGGACAAAAACAACGAAUUGCAAUCGCUCGUGCUCUCAUUCGAAAACCGAAAAUUCUUCUACUGGACGAAGCUACUUCGGCUCUGGAUAUGGAAAGUGAAAAGGUCGUGCAAGCAGCACUGGAUGCCGCUUCCGAGGGUAGAACGUGUAUCACAAUUGCGCAUCGAUUGAGUACAAUCGUCGAUGCGGACAUCAUAUUCGUCAUCAAUAUGGGCAGAGUUGUUGAGAGGGGAACGCACAAAGAGCUAUUGAAUUUGCGAGGAUUCUAUCACAGUUUGUACACGUUACAGACUGGCGUUAAAUAGGCGCAACCAAUAGCGCCAUAUAUGUUGUUUCCGUAAACCUUUAUACCUCAACAUGAUAUACAAGUGAAAAUGUCGUCUUAAUUGUCUAAGAGAUUUUAGUUUUAAACUGGAAGCGUUGUUGCAUGUGAUUUGAAGAAGUGUGUACUUAAGGUUUCAGUUGUUUUCCAAUAAAUAUUGAAAUGA
Molecule: messenger RNA, 4146 nt
Organism: Bradysia coprophila
Lineage: Eukaryota; Metazoa; Arthropoda; Insecta; Diptera; Sciaridae
Gene: Mdr50
Product: Multi drug resistance 50
Biological process (GO): oligopeptide export from mitochondrion
Cellular component (GO): mitochondrial inner membrane
Molecular function (GO): ATP hydrolysis activity; ATP binding; ABC-type oligopeptide transporter activity
Source: RefSeq, a predicted model, not a curated record